AUGCCUGUUGAAAGGGACGGACGCCUUUUGGCCACUGGUCUUGUGCUCUUUCACCUAGCGCUGCUGCUGCUGGCACGGGUCGACAACGCAAACGGCAGCAGGCAGCGACUAUUAGGCGCAACAACACGACGCGGAGAUCCCGCCGCAGAUAGCAACUGUCCACAAACAGGUCCGAGAGCGGGCGACUACCUCGACAUUGAUGGAGUCACCUACUACGUCGAUGUGGCCAGCCAGCUGAACUACUUCAACGCGACCGCAGAAUGCGAGAAACUGGACAUGACGCUUCUCAGGUUCGAGACCCUGGAUAAAAGUGACCGCAUCAUGUCCACGCUCAAUGCCAACCCAAAUUACAACGAGACCUACAUUUGGACUUCUGGAAGAGCAGGCGAGGACGCAUUCAGAGGUCAGUGGUACUGGGGCUACAACAAAACAUUCGGGCCGCUGAUCACGCAGUUCGACUGGGCACCCGAAGCGCCUUUUUGGCCCGAAAACAACUAUGUCAGCUGCAUUUCCUUCUUGCCCAACGUGCUAGCCUGGGAAGACCACUUGUGUGAAUACGUCUACAUGGGUUUAAUGUGCCAACCUCUAGAGUUGUAAAUAAACACACUGAG
Messenger RNA from Cloeon dipterum, 611 nucleotides. RefSeq lists its product as uncharacterized. Lineage: Eukaryota; Metazoa; Arthropoda; Insecta; Ephemeroptera; Baetidae. The coding region runs from base 1 to 597 and encodes 198 amino acids. The transcript is spliced from 5 exons. The record is from RefSeq and is a predicted model, not a curated record.